AAUAAACACACCAACCAUUUCAAUUUCUCAAUCUCUGCUUUCAUCAAUUACGUUACAUCUUUCAAUAUGGCUGAAGCGCUUGUGGAGAUUGUGUUGGAACAAUUUGUUUCAAUCAUUCGUCAACAGGCGGAAGAAGGGAUAAGUGUUAUUGCCGGUGCUGAGCGAGAAGUUGAGAAGCUUCAAAGCAACUUCUUGUCCAUUCAAGCUCUACUUGCUGAUGCUGAGAACCGACAGGUGAAGGAGAAUGUUGUGAGAGUUUGGUUAGCCAAGCUGAAAGACGUGUCUUAUGACAUUGACGAUGUAUUGGAUGAGUGGAACACCGAGCUUCAGAAAUUGAAGAUUAAGAAAGCUGAAGAUGCUUCUAAUUCUCUGAAAAAGGUACGUUCCUUCAUUCUUCACUAUCUCGGUUGUAGGCCAUUGGUUAUGCGUUAUGACAUUGGCGUCAAGAUAAAAAAUCUUGACAGAAAACUUGAUAUUAUUGCUGUGGAGAGAGAGAGAUUCCACUUUAGACCAAUCAUCGAGAGUAGCAAAGAAGUAGAACGGCAAAUCGCCACCUCUGCUAUUGAUUUAACAGAGGUUCGAGGAAGAAAGAAAGAGAAGAAUUCACUAGUCGAUUUGCUCUUGAGUCAAAGUAGUCAACAACAAGUCCUCCCUAUAAUCUCGAUAGUAGGGAUGGGAGGAAUUGGCAAGACAACUCUUGCUAGAUUAGCUUUUAAUGAUUAUAAGGUGAACACCCAUUUUGAUAAAAAAAUAUGGGUGUGUGUUUCUGAGCCUUUCGAUGAGCUUAAUAUUGCAAAAGCAAUCCUUGAAUCUCUCACAAGUAGUCCAUCACAAUUAGUUGAAUUAGAAACUGUAAUGCAAAACAUAGGUAGACAAAUUAGAGGAAAGAAGUUUCUUCUUGUCUUAGAUGAUGUAUGGACUGAAAAUCGUAGAAAUUGGGAAAAUUUAAAACAUACUCUCAUGUAUGGAUCUCUAGAAAGUAGAGUUUUAGUGACCACACGGAAGGAAAAUGUUGCAAAUUUCAUUGGAACCACAAACAAAAUCUUACUAGGAAUACUACCAGAGGAUGAAUGUUGGUCUUUGUUUAGUCAACUUGCAAUUUUUGAAACAACCAAUAAAGAGUUUGAAGAAAUUGGUAGAAAAAUUGUUAAAAGGUGUAAAGGUUUGCCUCUUGCUAUAAAGACUUUAGGUAGUCUUUUGCGCUUUAAAAGAGAAUUUGAAGAAUGGGAAAAUGUCUUAGAGAGUGAAAUUUGGGAAUUAGAAGAGGUAGAACAAGAGGUUUUUCGACCUCUACUAUUAAGUUAUUAUGACUUAGCCCCUACUUUGAAAAAAUGUUUCUCAUAUUGUGCUAUGUUUCCAAAGGAUUAUAAGAUAGAGAGAGAACAACUGAUUAAGUUAUGGAUGGCACAAGGUUAUUUAAAGUCAAAAGACUCAAAAAAGGAUAUGGAGUUAGUUGGUGAAGAGUAUUUCAAAUCUUUGACAAUGCGUUCUUUCUUUCAAGAUUUUGAAAAAGAGGAAUACGAUAUUGAUAUAUAUUCCUGUAAAAUGCAUGAUAUAGUACAUGAUUUUGCUCAAUUUCUAACCCAAAAUGAAUGUUAUACAAUAGAGGUUGAUGAUAGAGGAGAAACUGAAUUAGAAUCUUCUUAUGAUAAAGUUAGACAUUCAAUGAUAAAGAUUCAAGGAGGGGCCUCAUUUCCUAGCUCUAUUUAUACUAGAAAUACUUUUCUACGUAGCCUUGUGGUUGAUUGUAAUUACGGUACUGACCCUAAGAUAGUUUUGUCCAAAUUAGUUGAUCAAUUUACAUGUCUAAGGUCAUUAUCUUUGAAUGAGUGCUCAAUUACAGAAAUUCCUAUAGAAAUAAAAAAAUUAAUACACUUGAGGUACCUUAAUUUGUCUUGGAAUGAAAGCAUAAAAGAAUUGCCUGAGACAUUGUGUGGGUUAUAUAAUCUACAAACCUUAGACAUCAGGUGGUGUAGAAAUAUCAAAAAACUACCUCAAGGGAUUGGAAACUUAAUCAACUUGAGACAUUUGUUAAAUCGGGAGACUGAUGGUAUUAGUUACAUGCCAAAAAGUUUGGAGAAAUUAACUGGUCUGCGAACAUUAGAAAGAUUUGUUAUAAGUGAGAGCAGUUAUGGUAGUAAAGAAUGUUGUGUUAAAUGUCUAGAAAACUUCAAACACCUUCGAGAAUUUGGAAUAAAAGGGUUGGGAAAUUUGAGAGAUGUGUAUGAGGUCAAGGGAAUAGAAUUAAACAAUAAGAAGAACUUGCAUGAUUUGUAUGUAAACUUUGAGGGGAGGAUGAAUGAGGAGCAAAAUCAACAACUUCUUGAGGAGUUGCAACCACAUCCAAAUUUAGAGAUAUUAAUAUUACAAAAUUACAGUGGCAACAAUAUUUCUCCUAAUUGGAUGAUGUCAUUGACCAAAUUGAGAGAGUUAGAUCUUUGGGAUUGUGUAAACUGCGAUCAUCUGCCUCCUUUGGGUAAGUUAUCAUCUCUUGAAAUUCUUUGGAUAGAUGGAAUGAAGAGUGUGAAAAGAGUGGGUAAUGAGUUUUUGGGAAUAGAGAGUGAUGCCACGUCAUCAUCUUCAUCAAUUAUUGCGUUUCCCAAACUGAAAUUUCUAUGCUUCGGGGAGAUGGAAGAAUGGGAAGAGUGGAAUUACGGGAGUACAAAUAGAGGAGAUGAAGAUAUUGCGGUCAUGCCAUCUCUUGAGACCUUGAAACUCAAUCACUGCCUCAAAUUGAAGUCUCUACCAAACCACAUUCAUCAGAUGACAACGUUGAAGAAGGAAAUAGUUGGAUGUCCUUUCUUUAAAGAACAGAGAACCGAUAGCUGGUCUUCAUCUUCCUCUGAUUAAGUUCUCUGAAAUUAUCAACUUCAACACUGAUUUUCCUUCAAAACAUGGUUUUGACCAACAUCUCUCAGGUCUUAACUUCAACUUUGAUUCUGCAAAAGGACAUCCUUUGAAUUCUCAAAAUGCUACAAUCGUGAUCAAUCCACAGGCAAUUCCUCUCCUUACUGGCUAUAGAUUAAAUUAAGACAAAAUAGCUAUAAAUGCAAUCAACAAGCUAUCAAUGCAUCUUAACCGUGAAUUUCACAUCUAGAGUUCUGGCUGCAUUAAAGGACCUGUCGAUGACUUCCUGACCAUGUUUAGUCUUGUAGACCAUGGAGUCCAAAAGCUUGAAUGAGAUAGGAGAAUUGCAAGCAGCCUUUUGUGGAUGCAACCAAGGUGUUAUCCAAUUAAGCAUAUCAGCCCAAAAUUUCAGCCUAACUAUCAUCAACAGGGUUGCCUGUAUGAAGAGUCCUAUGAAUGAUUAUUUGGCAGUAUCCUUUUGCAUAGGUAUCUUCUGAAGGAGAUAUAUACAAUAUGGCAACAAGAUGUGACAAGUCUCCAUUUCUUCAGUUCUGAAGCAGCAUGUACUACAUAGACACGAACACGUGCCCAGUCAAAUUGAAUGUUUAUUUUUCGACAGGAACUUAGUCUCGCAAAGAUUUAAAUCCAGAGAGUGGUGGUAAAGCAUGCAGAUAGAUAGUCAAAUGGGAUGAAAGUUACAAUUCAUAGCAAGAGCAGUCUCCGAUGGGCAUAAUGUAUCCUGUCUCAAAACUCAACUAGCUGCUUGACGUUGAGCAUUCUGUUAUGCAACGGAAACAUAAACUC
Messenger RNA from Pistacia vera, 3651 nucleotides. Its product is annotated as putative disease resistance protein RGA3. The coding region runs from base 67 to 2850 and encodes 927 amino acids. Gene Ontology annotation, biological process: defense response to other organism. The record is from RefSeq and is a predicted model, not a curated record. NCBI's taxonomy places the organism in Eukaryota, Viridiplantae, Streptophyta, Magnoliopsida, Sapindales, Anacardiaceae. Gene Ontology annotation, molecular function: protein binding; ADP binding. The transcript has 7 exons.